AUGACAAGCGAACAGGAGUACACUCUUGAGCAGGUCAAGACGACCAGGAUCGCGUCGGAUGAUAUCGACAAGACCUUUCGCUCUAGCAGUAUCGAUCUCAUCUCUGCGGCCCUCGGCGGAAAGAUCCUGGCUUUCUCAGACGAAUGGUUUGCGGAGGCUACCAACCUAUUGACGCCCACUCCUCCCAUCAGGCAGCCUGGCAAGAUGGUUUACACUGGCGCUUGGUACGAUGGCUGGGAGACCAGACGGCACAACACAGAGCCGUUUGACUGGGUUAUUGUCCGUCUCGGCGUUGCUUCUGGAACCGUUGAAGGUGUUGAAGUUGACACUGCUUUCUUCUCUGGCAACCAUGCUCCCUCAAUCUCGGUAGAGGGCUGUUUCAAUCUCAACGACGAGGAGGUCGUCUCAUGGAAGGGCGGCAGAGGACAGUGGGAGACGAUUCUCGGCAACGAGGAAUGCGGCCCCUCUCAGCGCUUCGGUUGGAGGUUGGCCGAGCCCAAGCAGAAACAGUACACUCACGUACGCCUGAACAUGUACCCCGACGGUGGUAUCGCUAGAUUCCGCCUCUUCGGCCACGCUGUGCCUGUCUUUCCCGAGGAUAAGGAGGCCAUCUUCGACCUGGCGGCGGCGCAGAAUGGCGGUGUUGCCAUCUCGUGCAGCGACCAGCACUUUGGCACCAAGGAUAACCUCCUGCUGCCGGGCCGCGGCAAAGAUAUGGGUGACGGAUGGGAGACGGCUAGAUCACGCACCAAAGGUCAUGUAGACUGGACGAUUGUUCGCCUUGGCGCACCAGGAUACAUUCAGAACAUCAUCGUGGAUACGGCGCACUUCCGUGGUAAUUUCCCACAGAAGGUCAAGAUCGAUGCUCUUGAAUGGAAGGAGAGCGGCGAGCCCGGAGCGGACGCCGCCGGAUGGACUGAGAUUGUGGCCCCGAGCAAGUGCGGGCCGGACCAGGAGCAUGACUUCCAGAGCGGCAUCAAGGACAAGGUGGCGUCUCACGUGAAGAUCACCAUCAUCCCGGAUGGAGGAGUUAAGAGACUGCGUGUCUUUGGCAAGAGAGCAUGA
Molecule: messenger RNA, 1065 nt
Organism: Colletotrichum chrysophilum
Lineage: Eukaryota; Fungi; Ascomycota; Sordariomycetes; Glomerellales; Glomerellaceae
Gene: ALC1
Product: Allantoicase
Exons: 2
Coding region: 1-1065 (354 amino acids)
Biological process (GO): allantoin catabolic process
Molecular function (GO): allantoicase activity
Source: RefSeq, a predicted model, not a curated record